CUUAAAAUUCUUAUCUGAAUAUUGUCUGACUACGUUGACGUAAUGCGUUUGCUACAUUCGUUUACGUCAUCACAUUUUAUUCUCCUAGCUUUUCCACAAUCUGGCUACGUUUUUUCAGACGAAAAUGGAACAAAACAGAGAAUAAUAAACUUUCAAUCCUUGCAUUCGGUAAAUUUAUUGGUUUAUAUUUUUUUUAAUGAUACGUGAAAUCUCAACAUAUUGAGCGUAAAAAUCGAUGGAAUAGCUCUCGUAACCGAAGUAUAACCGGAGCGCAAUGAUGGAACAGUGGCAGGAACUUGGUAUGGGGAGAUUAACUAUUUCUGGGUGCGACACUCAAUCGUCAUCCGAAACAAAACAACAAGCAAAGCCACAAACAUCUCAAUUGGUACAACAACAAAGUUUUUCAUCAAUAAUGGAUUUGCCCGAUUUUGGGGACUGCAGUGAUGACCACAAAUAUGUUAUCUAUAAGCAUGAUGAUUUGUUUUGUGAAAGUUAUCCGCUAAUGCGUGAAAUCCGCAGACAAGGCAAACUUUGUGAUGUUACUUUAAAGGUUGAAGAUCAGUCCUUCUCCGCACAUCGUAUAGUGUUGGCUGGUACAAUACCCUAUUUCUAUGCCAUGUUCACCAACAAUAUGGCUGAGAGCCGUAUAAAGGAGAUCACUAUGAAAGAGAUUGAACCGAACGCACUCGAGAGUCUCAUUAAUUACGCUUACAGUGGACAAGUGCGUAUUGACAACCAGAAUGUGCAAAGUCUUAUGGUGGGUGCAUCGUUUUUACAGUUGACUAAAGUGCGUAAUGCUUGUGCCGACUUCUUGAUUUCACGAUUUCAUCCGCAUAACGUUUUGGGCAUCCGUCAAUUUGCGGACUCUAUGGGUUGUACCCAUUUAAUUGAGGCUGCUGACAAGUACAUCGAUCAGAAUUUUGCAAAAGUCGUACAAUCCGAAGAGUUCUUGAGUUUAGAUUUUGGUGAACUAAUCGAUCUCAUACGACGCGAUGAGCUUAAUGUACCCAGCGAAGAAAUCAUAUUUGAGGCCUGCAUGAAAUGGGUAAAACAUAUGGAAGAGAAACGUGCUAUACUUUUUCCACAAGUGUUAUCCAAAGUACGUUUACCGUUAUUAUCACCACAAUUUCUAGCAGAUCGUGUGGCACGCGAAGAGUUAAUACGCUCUUCACAUCAGUGUAGAGAUUUGUUAGAUGAAGCAAAAGAUUUCCAUUUAAUGCCUGAACGACGAGGAUUAUUGCAAAGUUUCAGAACACGACAGCGCUGUGGUGAGUUUAUUAUGGGCCAGAUUUAUGCAGUUGGUGGACUAGCUAGCAAUGGUGAAUCGGUGAGCACGGUGGAAAUUUACGAUCCAGUUGUUAAGAAAUGGGAAAUGGGCGAACAAAUGUCGAUGAUGCGUUCACGUGUAGGCGUCGCAGUUAUGGACGGCAAACUGUAUGCUUUUGGUGGUUUCAAUGGCACCGAACGUCUUUCCACUGUAGAGGUAUACGAUCCAAAAAAGAAUAAGUGGUCACAGGGACGUGCAAUGUUGUGUAAGCGCAGUGCCGUUGGUGUGGCUGCCUUAGACGAUUGCAUUUAUGUUUGUGGUGGUUAUGAUGGUGUAACAUCUCUCAAUACAGUAGAAUGUUACUGUCCAAAGACUGAUAUUUGGAAGACGGUGGCACCCAUGAUGAAGUAUCGUUCGGCAGGUGGCGUUGCCGCUUUGGGAGGUUGCGUUUAUGCGCUUGGUGGUCAUGAUGGACUUUCUAUUUUUGACUCGGUCGAACGCUACGAUCCGGUCAAAGAUGUUUGGCUCAAAAUGCAUGCAAUGUUAAAUCGUCGCUGUCGUUUAGGUGUUGCUGCGCUAAGUGGUAAGCUAUAUGCUUGUGGUGGCUACGACGGCACAUCAUUUCUGCGCUCAGUUGAGGUUUAUGAUCCCAUAACGGACACUUGGAGUCUUGUAACGCCUAUGAAUUGUAAACGUAGUCGCGUUGCUCUAGCAGCCAAUAUGGGAAAAUUGUGGGCGAUUGGUGGCUACGAUGGUGAGUCCAAUCUAUCGACAGUCGAAGUUUACGAUCCCGAAACGGAUAAAUGGUCGUUUGAACCCUCAAUGUGUGCGCAUAGCGGUGGUGUUGGUGCUGGUGUUAUACGUAAACAAUAAUUAGUUUCACUUAUUGUACCAUAAUUAGUAAGAAAUAUAGCCCACAAUAACAUUAGUUUAUUCUUAUAGGUAAUUUAUUUAUGUUUUUAAAAAGCAUAACUGCAUUUGCUUGCCUUUUGUCGAAAUUCUAUAUGUGUCUUGCUAUAACGUAUGCUCUAUUCGCACGUAAAUCAUUCCAAAUUCUAUAGAAAACACUGAACGGAAAAUAUAAAACUCAAAUAAGCUAUUGGCUUGAAAACUUUAAAAUUAGAUAUUUACCAAGCCAAAAUGUUACAUCGCUAUAUAAAAAAUUGUCAAUUGUAUUCAAUUAAAGCUAAUAUCAAAUGAAUAAAACAAAUACUCUUUUGUCGGCUUUUAGCGAACAUUUUCGAUCAAAACUCUGCACAUUAGGCAUUAAUUCUAGUAAUUGUACAUCCUAAAAUUUAUGUAUGUAUGUAUGUGUUUGCAUAAAUAGAAUUGUAAAUUAUUGAACUGAAGUAAACACAAUGCUUGAAACUAAAACAAUUAUUGUUGAGAAUUAGCACUGAAAGUUUUAGAAAUUAGAAAAAAUGUAUUUAUUACACAAUUAUAUUGCAUAUAAACCAAUAAAAGUAUAUCAAUGCAAUUACGCUCUCAGUA
Messenger RNA from Bactrocera oleae (olive fruit fly), 2758 nucleotides. RefSeq names its product Kelch like family member 18 (gene KLHL18). NCBI's taxonomy places the organism in Eukaryota, Metazoa, Arthropoda, Insecta, Diptera, Tephritidae. Gene Ontology annotation, molecular function: protein binding. The record is from RefSeq and is a predicted model, not a curated record.